Messenger RNA from Temnothorax curvispinosus, 1360 nucleotides. Its product is annotated as protein claret segregational-like. NCBI's taxonomy places the organism in Eukaryota, Metazoa, Arthropoda, Insecta, Hymenoptera, Formicidae. The annotation marks the transcript as partial. Gene Ontology annotation, molecular function: microtubule binding; ATP binding; microtubule motor activity. The record is from RefSeq and is a predicted model, not a curated record. Gene Ontology annotation, biological process: microtubule-based movement. The transcript has 4 exons.
CCAUUACAGCCCGAAGUCGCCCAGGCUGCCGCACUGAGUAGUACGAGCAGCAGCGACACCGAUUAUUCGACACACAGCGACACGCGUUACGAUCAGUUACGUGAAAAGGCGGAAGGCCUGAUAAUAGAAAAUCAGGCCUUACAAAAAUCAAAUGAAGCCUUAAAAAAAUCAAAUGAGGCCUUACAAAUCCGUCUGAGAGAAGCAGAACAAGCAAACGAAAAUGUUUCGAGAGAAAAUUCGGAGUUAAAAAAAGAACGGAGGACCUUACUAAACCAAAUUCAAGAGUUAAGUGGGAAAGUAAGGAUAAUGUGUCGAGUGCGUCCACCGACACCAAAAGAAACUCUGGAGAAUAAACCGUUGUGUAAUAUAUGCGUAAAAAACGAUAUUAUCAUUGACGUUAAGAAAUCGGAUGGAUCGUCAGAUGCAAGGAGCUGUAGUGGAAAGCUACGAGAAACAAAACAAGAAUUUUUAUUCGAUAGAGUAUUUGAUCGCGAUUCUUCACAAGCAGAUGUGUUUGAAGAAUUAUCCCUUUUAGUACAAUCAGCACUUGAAGGAUUUAAUGUUUGUAUAUUUGCUUAUGGUCAGACUAAUUCUGGCAAGACGUAUACUAUGGAAGGCUCGAAGGAAGGAGAAUGUGGAUUACAGACCGAGGGCAUGAUACCUAAAACAGUACGUCAUAUAUUUGAACAAAUGAAACAACUCGAACUUCAUGGUUGGAAGUAUGAAAUAGAAGCAAGUAUUUUGGAGAUUUAUAACGAGCGUAUCGUUGAUCUUAUCCAUCACGAUGAAUUCAAGAAACAUGAAAUUCGAGUGGAUAAGAAUAAUAAAGAUAUGGAGGUAACCAACCCGCAAAUUAAAAAAAUAGGCAGUGAAGAAGAAUUACACGAAUGCCUACGAACUGCACAAUACAACCGAAGAGUUGCACCUACUCAGUCAAAUGAACGAUCAUCCAGAUCUCAUUCAGUAACAAAAAUACGCUUGAUUGGUACAAAUGAUACGAAAAAAAAAGUAGGAAGCAUAAAUUUAAUUGACCUAGCAGGGUCUGAAAGCGUAAAACAUGAUCUCAGUCCAUCUACAGAAACAAAAAAUAUUAACAAAUCGUUAAGCAGUCUGGGCAAUGUAAUUUCGGCACUGUCACGUAAUCAGGAACACAUACCAUACAGGGAUUCUAAAUUGACCUUCCUGCUUAUGCCUUCUCUAUCAAGCAAUUCAAAAAUUUUGAUGUUAUUAAAUAUAUCUCCAUUAGAGGAAUGCUAUUUGCAGACUAUAACAACCCUAAGAUUUGGAAGUGCAAUAACGAGUUCCAAUACAGGAAGUAUUAAAGAGAGGAGCCCGCGUCAUCUACGUACGCCGUCCCCAA